Messenger RNA from Fragaria vesca subsp. vesca, 5675 nucleotides. RefSeq lists its product as uncharacterized. The coding region runs from base 63 to 5264 and encodes 1733 amino acids. NCBI's taxonomy places the organism in Eukaryota, Viridiplantae, Streptophyta, Magnoliopsida, Rosales, Rosaceae. The record is from RefSeq and is a predicted model, not a curated record. The transcript has 11 exons. Gene Ontology annotation, molecular function: protein binding. Gene Ontology annotation, cellular component: nucleus; exosome (RNase complex).
CUUCAAUCUCACAGGGUCACCCAGACCUUGACCACCUUCCUUACUCGGAAUCGCUGCCUGAAAUGGAGCCCGACGGCGCCGCGCCGAUGCAGGUCGACUCCGCGGCGGACAAAGGCCCUAACUCGGCGGAGCUCCAACUCAAUCCCCCCAAAUCCAGAGAAGAAGGCGAGCUCUCCUCCGAUGACAAUGACGAAAAUCGUGUUUUAUCAGCUGCACGAUCGAAUGGUACUAGUGUACUUACUCCAGGGCCCAUGCCGGUUCCAUCAGUGAACAAAGUCACCCUUGUGAAUCAAGCGGGGAAGGCUGUAUCUCCCACAAGCUCUGCUGAUAAUCAGAGCCAAAAUUCCAAGCAUCCUGUUUCCCAGAAGAGCAAUGAUGCGAACAGAGUACCAUUAAAACCUGCUAAACCUGGAUGGCGUCCCCCACAUGCCCACUCGGGGCCAAACAAUCUUGUGAUAAGCUUCUCAGAUGAUGAUAGCCAGAGUGAUUCUGAAGAAAAAGAGCGUGGGAAACUGAAAGUCUUACAAACUAAAAGUAAUAUUACUCGAGCGAAUGCUAAUGGAAAACCACCCUUUUCUUCUAUUGCAAAACCAAACAAGUUGGGACAGCCUGCCAGGAAUGUGAACAAAGUAAUGCCGAAAAAGUUGUCUAUGAAUCGCACGUUUAUCACAUCAAUGGCGAAUAUCGGUGGAGUUAAUUCUAGAGAUUCAGUGCCAUCAUCAGUUGAGCAAAGAUCUCGAGUUGGAAAUUUCUAUUCCAUGAACAAAAAUAUAGUGAACAGAGAGCGUGGAAAUGAACUUCAAGACUUGCGACAGCAGAUUGCACUGAAGGAAACUGAACUGAAGCUCAAGGAAAGUGAAUUGAAGCUUAAGUCUGCCCAGCGAACUAAAGAAUCAGUUACAUGCAAGGAUGAGAAUGCUAAGGGCCUGCAAAGAGAUGGAGCUGGACAGUGCAGUAUAGGAGAUUCUGAUGUUCUGCAGAUAGAACCACAAGAGCCAGAUAAAAAGCGUCUAAAAGUCAGCGGCACUUUUUCCACUCAGCUAACUGCACUAGGCCCACAGGAAUUACCUGUUGCAAAACCUUUAUUACCAUCAAAAACCACAGCUGUGGAGGACCAUACUCAAUUGGACUCCAGUAAGAUUGAUUUUGUCCAAAAAGAAAAUCAGGUGCGCCCAACAGAGUCUAGCAUUGUAAAAUGGCAAAAUCCUAAUGAUAAACAUGUCUCUGGAAUGUUGGGAAAUAUACAUACUGGACUGAAAGAUGGUGCUGGCAUCAAUGCUAAAUACAUCCAGUCCGAUGGGAGGGGUAAGCAGAUAGAUUCUUCUGUUGUACCAAUCCAGGCUAAAUCACUGACAGAUGUGGGUCCAAAUAACUUGAAUGGUGUGGAGUUGAAUCAUAGAGAACCUGGAUCCUUAAACAAUCCAAUAUCAGGAAUGAAUUUAAUGAGAAGCGGUCACCAUCCGGAAACCAUAACUGCUGACAAGAGACCUGAGCUCUCAUUCUACAGUACAUGCCAGGCACUGCUAAACAACAAAAACCUCUCAGAUUGUGUUGGUAAUGCAAACGUUACGGGAGAUGACAACAUGAAGAUGCAGUCAUUGGUUCAAAUGGAGGAAAUGCUAGACAGGAAUCUGGAGGAAGCACAAGAGCAUAGGCGAAGGUGUGAAAUUGAAGAACAAAAUGCUCUUAAAGCUUAUCGUAAAGCACAGAGGGCUCUUCUUGAAGCGAAUGCUAGGUGUGAUGUUCUUUAUCGGAAAAGGGAGCAAUAUUCUGCCGACUUUCGUGCUUAUGUUAUCGAUAAUCCCAAUUUGUUAUGUUCCUCAAGGCAGCACGAACAAGGUGGAUUUGAGUUGGAUCACACUAAUAACUUGUCUGAAAAUGUGAAUUUAACGCCCACGUCAAGCCAUCAGAUGCCGCUGGAGCAUAAUGAUUGCAAUCUAGCGGUUAUUGAUUCCAGAAACCAAGGUGUUUACACUGCUCAGAUCCCCCAUUCGGAUCAGCAUUUGAGUGGAGAAAACAUUGGCUCAGAACCAUGCAGUGAACCUGAUGCUAGUACAUCUGAGCCAGUGCCUCUUUUGGGAAAUAAUGGGACAGAUGGAGUUUUCUCUCCAUCUGAACCAAAUGGUUCACAGAAUGAAGAUGAUGAUACAUUUUCAUUUGAAACUGAAUCUGUUCGACGCGUUAGUGGAUGCCAUAUUGUAGACAAACAAAAGGAGACAGAUACUGAAGCAAAUAAGAAAAUGUCUAUUGACCCGAACGAGGAAUCUUUACUUCUCGAGAAAGCUUUGAGGUCUACACUAUUUGCAAAGCUAGGAACAAAAAAUGUUUCAAAGAACAGUUUCGAAUGUAAUGUCGGGAUUGCAGUGGAACGAGAGGCUGAAAAUGAUGCGAUUAGUGAAGGACCACCUCAAGUAAAUGGGAGUUCUCCCUUCUCAGAGAUGGAGAAGAAUCAACAAUCCAACAUUGAAGGCGCUGAUGGGCCAGAAAAAAGUUCCACUGAGGCUCCUCUUCAGAUCCAGAGAGAGCAUUCCAUCGAAGAUGUGUCUUUGAACUCUCAUUCCAGUGGAUAUUUUAAGGACAGAUGUUCCUUUGGAGGUGAUCACUCAUUGGCUUCUAUGAUCUUUUCGCCUUCCAACAUCUUCAGUAGUGCUUUUGGGUAUAUGAAGGUUAUACACCCAAACAAUGUGAUGGAACAUCAGCACAGAAGUCUACAAAGUGGAACUUGUGAUACUAAUAUUGAAGAAGGUGCUUGUGUGAACUCUCGUAAAGUGCAGUUUAGCAGUACCAUGAUAGACGCAACGAAAAAGACUCUGGUGAAAUCAUGUGAAAGAGAAGAUGCCUCUUAUACCGCUGGUCCUGCUGUUGAUCCCUUUUGGCCACUUUGCUUGUAUGAGCUACGAGGAAAAUGCAACAAUGAUGAGUGUCCUUGGCAGCAUGUUAAGGACUACUCUACCACCGAUAUGUCUCCACGUCAGCAUGAUAAUACUGAUAAUGCUGCUUGUCAGGUUGGACAACCGUUAUGCAAAGAAAAGUGUGAUAAUUCAGCAAAAGUUCCUUGGCGUCACAAUGUUAUGACUUUACCAACUUACCUUGUUGGCUUAAGUACUCUAAAAGCUGAUCGGUGUUCAUAUGAUUCUGUUUUAGCACUGAGAAAUGGUGAAUGCUGGAAGAAGUGUUUCAGCCUUUUCUUAGCAUUAUCAAAGUUGUUUCAAAAGGAUAUUCCUGCAGAUGGGCCAGUCUUGCAUGGAAAUGGCGGUCGCAUCGAGGUCCCAAAUCAACUGGAUCAAGCUUUGGUUGACAAUGAGGAAUUCCUGGAGAAGGCUCUUUUAGUUUUCAGUCAGGAGGUCAAUGCUCUUGAGGGUAUGAAAAAGGCUCUUCCUGUACUGUCACUAGCUCUUGAGGCUGAUCCAACAUCCGUGGUUCUCUGGGUCUUUUAUCUGCUUAUUUACUAUAGCAAUAUGAAGUCAGUAGGGAAGGAUGACAUGUUCACUUGUGCGGUCAACUACAAUGAUCGAUCUUAUGAACUUUGGAUCAUGUUCAUCAACAGUCGGAUGCAGCUAAGUGACCGACUGGUUACCUACGAUCUUGCUCUUUCAGCACUUUGCCGCCAUGCUUCUUCUGCCAAAGAUAAAAUACAUGCUAGUGCUUGUAUCUUAGACCUAAAUUUGCAAAUGGUGGAUUGUCUAUGCAUGUCUGGGAAUGUUGAGAGGGCCAUUCAGAAAAUUUGUGGAUUCUUCUCUGCUGCCACAAAUAUUUAUGACCCUGAUUCUCCAUUGCUCACUGAUAUUCCCACAUGCCUAACAAGUCAUGACAAAUGUAUAUUGGGGAUUUGCUGUGUUUACAUGGUUAUCUAUAGGAAACUUCCUGAUGCUGUAGUACUGCAGUUUGAAUGUCAGAAAGAACUGUUUGCAAUAGAAUGGCCUUCUAUUGAAUUAACAGAUAAUGAAAAGCAGAGGGCAGUCCAACUGAUGGAAGCAGUAGAAGAUUCUGUAUGUCAAUUGCUGGAUAAAAGUGAAUUUGAUCUCAGUUUGGCACAUUUUUUUGCUCUGAACCACUUAAGGUGCGUGGCAGCUAUUGACAGCUUAGAAAGGUGUAGUAAUCUUCUGGGUAAAUAUCUUAAAAUGUUCCCGUCCUGCUUAGAGCUUGUUCUAAUUUCGGCAAGGGCCCACAAACAUGCUCCUGGUGGCUCGCUUUUUGAUGGGUUCGAGGAAGCCCUAAAUAGUUGGCCAAAGGAAGUUCCGGGAAUUCAAUGCAUCUGGAAUCAAUAUGUUGUAUAUGCCCUUCAGAAAGGACAAUUUGACUAUGGUAAAGAACUUAUAGGCCGUUGGUUUCAUUCUUUUUGGCAAGUUCAUUGUCUUCGAAAUGGUACAUUCGAUGACAUGGAGUGUGAUAACUCAGAUGGCUCACUAGGAUUGGCUUCAGAUUCAAAUCUGCAGACACUUAAUUCUGAUUGUAAGCAGAUGGAUGUAAUGUUUGGAUAUCUUAACCUCUCACUGUAUAAGUUAAUCCAAAAUGAUCAGAUUGAAGCUCGCUUAGCCCUUGAGAGGGCAUUGAAGGCUGCUGUUCCAGAAUAUUCUAAGCAUUGCAUGAGGGAGCAUGCAUUAUUUAUGCUAAGUGAGGAAUCAGGAUUAACGGAGAACUGUUAUCAUAGUGGCAUGGAGAAGAUUUUGAAACGUUAUGUAGGUGAUGCCCAAGCUUUCCCUGUGUCUCAGCCGUUAUCUAUGCAGUUCAUUGCCAACAUCAAGAAGCCAAGAGUACGACAGCUGGUUAGUAACGUAUUCAGCCCAUUCUCAUCUAAUAUUUCUCUGGUCAAUUCAGUUCUUGAAGGGUGGUAUGGACCAUCUCUUAUACCGAAAAUGACAGGUGAGACAAAAUGUCUUGUGGAUUUUGUUGAAGCCAUUUUGGACAUAACUCCAUCCAAUUAUCCGUUAGCUGUUUCUGUCUGUAAGCUGUUAAUUAGUGGCAACCAUGAGACUGAUAGUACUUCAGUCAGUGUUUUGUUCUGGGCUUGCUCAAACUUGGUCAGUGCAAUCUUUCAUGCUGUCCCAAUUCCACCAGAGUAUAUAUGGGUAGAAGCUGCAGAAAUAUUGGGUAAUAUGGUGAAUGUUGAGGUUAUUUCUGAGAGGUUUUAUAAGAGAGCUUUAUCUGUGUAUCCUUUCUCUGUUAAGUUGUGGAAAUCCUAUUACAUGCUUUCUAUGAUGACUACAGGAAAUAUGAACACUGUUCUGGAAACAGCAAAGGGAAAAGGUAUAGAACUUGAUUAAAGGCUCUUUUCUCAGCAUUACUAAAGCUUUUGGGGCCAGUUUUGGAGUUUAUGUGGUGUCCGGAGGCCUUGAUCCUGUAUAUGGUAGUGGUAAAUUGGAAACUCGGCAAAGUUGAUUUCUGAUGCAAUUUUGCUAACAGAAGAUUAAAUAUGAAGAUAGAAACUACAGGAAUUUGUACAUGAUAGGAGCACAAUCAAAGAAAUUAAAGGGUUCAGCUACUUCGCUACACAUUUUGAAGUUCAGUAGAGAAGAAGUAACUUCUGCACAUUUUGUUGUUUAACUUAUCUGCUAGCUUUAUGUUUCAUGUUGUCUUCCUUCUUUGUAAUUUCUUCACAACUUGUUGAUUUAUUAUACCAGCCGGAUUGUUGUACUUGAAUCACAGGAAUGAAAUCGAAUGUGUUUAGUUUUUUG